GGCGAACACAAAGCAAUUACUGUCACCUAUAAUCAUAUCUGUAUCCACACAGACACAUUCACAGUAUUGCAACAGGCUUUAAUCAGGAGAAACAACGCAGAAGUGACAAACAAGCGGAUAGACUGUCACAAUGGAGGAAUAUGAUGUUAUUGUGCUUGGAACCGGACUUAAGGAAUGUAUCCUUUCUGGUUUAAUGUCUCAAAGUGGGAAAAAGGUCCUUCACAUUGACAGGAAUCCUCACUCUGGAGGAGAGAGUGCAUCCAUUUCUCCCCUUGAGGAGCUGUACAAGAUGUUUGAGGUCCCAGGUUCUGCCAAGUCUAAAGGCCAUGGAAAAGAGUGGAACAUCGACCUUAUCCCCAAAUUUUUUCUUUCAAAUGGUGAGCUGGUCAAAAUCUUGGUGCACACAGAGGUUACUCGGUACAUGGACUUCAAAGUUGUUGAAGGCAGCUAUGUAUACAAAGCAGGCAAAGUGCACAAAGUCCCCUGCACAGAGGAAGAAGCUCAUGCUUCAGAUCUGAUGGGCAUGUUUGACAAGAGAAGGUUCAGGAAGCUGCUGCUCUUUGUGCUGAACUUUGACGUGAGAAACCCUCGGACCUACCAGGACGUGGAUCCUAACAAAAUGACCACGCGGGACCUCUUCUGCCGCUUUGACCUGGGAUUAGAUGUCAUGGAGUUCACAGGUCAUGCCAUAGCUUUACACCGCAGUGAGGGUUACCUGGACCAGCCGUGUGGGGAAACCAUCAGACGGAUCAAGCUGUACUCUGAAUCUCUGUCCCGCCACAACACCAGUCCAUACCUCUACCCUGUGUACGGGUUGCGUGAGCUACCACAGGGAUUUGCCAGACUGAAUGCAGAGUACGGAGGAACUUUCCUCUUGAACAGAGCAGUGGAUGAGCUUGUGAUGGACAACGGCAAAGUGAAAGCUGUAAAAUCUGAGGGGAAGCUUUUUCACUGUAAACAGCUUAUCUGCGACCCCAGCUAUGUUCCUAAUCGAGUGAGGAAAGUGGGGCGUGUGAUAAGAGUCAUCUGUUUAUUAAAUCACCCAGUUAAAAACACCCACGAGGCCAGCUCCUGUCAAAUCAUCAUCCCUCAAACGCAAAUCAACAGGAAAUCUGACAUUUACAUAUCCGUAGUGUCUCAUGCCCACAAUGUGGCCUCAGAAGGGAUGUACAUUGCCACAGUGAGCACGACUGCAGAAACCAGCGACCCAGAGAAAGAAGUUCAGCCAGGCCUGGAGCUUCUCGAGCCCAUCAUGCAAAAAUUUGUUAAAGUCAGCAAAGUGUUGGUUCCCAAUGAAGAUGGAAAAAAGAGUCAGAUAUUUGUGUCCUGCUCAUAUGAUGCAGUAAACCACUUUGAUGCUGACUGUGAGGACAUCAGAGACAUGUACCGCCGGAUCACGGGAACAGAGCUCUGUUUCGGAGGAUCAGAGAGACACCAGUCUCUUGACUCUGAUGAUGACUGAGAAUGACCAACAUCAGGACCAAAGAGUUCCAACAGCUGGGAGGCCAUAAUGACAUUAUGAAUGUUUAUAUUGCUACACAGCUGUAAAGCAGAGGGUGUGUUCUGUAGUACAUAGACUGACUUGUGAGUGCACUAAGUAAAUGUUGGAUGUCUAAUUUUUUUGCUAUAAUUAUACUAACCUUUUUUGAA
Molecule: messenger RNA, 1650 nt
Organism: Etheostoma cragini (Arkansas darter)
Lineage: Eukaryota; Metazoa; Chordata; Actinopteri; Perciformes; Percidae
Exons: 11
Coding region: 131-1462 (443 amino acids)
Biological process (GO): vesicle-mediated transport; protein transport; small GTPase-mediated signal transduction
Cellular component (GO): cytoplasm
Molecular function (GO): Rab GDP-dissociation inhibitor activity
Source: RefSeq, a predicted model, not a curated record